AAUUAAAUUCAGCGCAAAACAGUUUAAAUAUGCAUUUAAAACAAAAACGGUGUUAAAUGAAGUAAUAUUUCUUUAAGCUGUCAAAAUAAUCGUUGUAAAAUGCAUUUUGAUCUAUUAUACAAAGAACUUGGUGAAUUUGGUUUAUUUUCGAAAUACAUCGUUUUUGUUGGAUCUUUAACCAGUACCUAUGCCGGGUUCCUGUUCAUUAAUUCGUUCUUUAUUCUGGGAGUUCCUGAUCACAGAUGUGCUAUACCCGGAUGGGAAAAUGACACGUACGCUGUUCAAAAUGACCUUCACCUUGCCGUUAUAAACAGAACAAUCCCGCUGGCACCAAAGUCAGAGAAAUUCAAAUAUGACCAAUGCAACUAUAGAACAGUAUCAGAAAAUGGACACGUUUCUCUGAAAAAGUGUGUCAAAUGGGUUUAUGACAAGUCUAAUUUCCAGUCGUCUUUGGCUGCAGAUCUGAACAUGGUGUGUGAUCAAGCAAUUCUCAAGUCCAAUGCUCAGAUGGUGUUCUUUGGGGGACUCUUGGCUGGUUCAUUCUUGACUGGAAUCUUUUCAGAUAGAUUCGGUCGAAAACCAACACUAUGUUUGUCUUCAAUAUUCUACUUCAUGGCGGCAAUGGGUAUUGCCUGGACACCCAGCUACGUUGUGUAUGUUUUCCUGACGUUUUGUGUUGGAUUUUUCUCCGUGGGAAAUUUCAUGCCUUCCUUUGUCAUGGGAAUGGAAUUUGUUGGACCGUCUAAGAGACGUUAUCCUGGUCUUGUUGGUGGCUAUUAUUGGAUGGUGGGAAAUUUGAUUUUGGCCGGACUUGGAUAUGGAAUUCGAGACUGGAGCACAUUACAGAUCGUUUGUGCGGCGCCAGGCAUUCUCUUCCAGGUUUUCUGGUUUAUCUUUCCGGAGUCACCAAGAUGGUUGUUUAGCCAAGGCAGACUCGAGGAGUCAAAGGCAAUCAUUCGCAAAGCUGCAAAAUGGGACAAGGUCAUUUUACCUGAGAAAUUUUUUGAUAAAGUGUUUCAAACCGCACCGGAACCUUACCAGGGGAAGAUAUGGCACCUCUUUACAUCUAGGGUAUUGUGUAUCCGUACAUUGAUCAUCUUCUUUAACUGGUUUGUGGUGUGCUUAGCGUAUUAUGGCCUAGCUUUGAACAGUGGGGAUCUGGGAGGAAGCAUGUACCUGAAUUUCUUCCUGCAAGCCCUAAUGGACUUUCCGGCUACAACAAUAGCCCUUGUCCUUCUUGACAGGACCGGAAGAAAACCUUUGCUAGUUGGGAGUAUGAUAAUUGGAGGGCUCGGUUGCCUAGGAACAGUGUUUACCAUUAUCUAUGGCGGAGAAGAAUACAGUGUUGCAACAACAGUGCUAGCUAUGCUUGGAAAGAUUGGUGCGUCUGCCGCUUUCUCAAUGGUGUAUGUGUACUCGGCCGAACUGUAUCCAACAGUAGUGCGGAACGCAGGAAUGGGUUCGAGCUCCUGUAUGGCACGUGUUGGGGGCAUGACAGCUCCAUACAUUGCCGACCUGGAUCGUCUUGUUAGUGGAAGUUUAGGGAAAGCACUGCCGCAGAUUGUUUUUGGCACUCUGUCAAUCAUUGCGGGUCUUUUAGCACUUCACCUUCCUGAGACGUUGAAUCGUAAUUUGCCGGAAACAAUCGAACAAGGCAUACAAUUUGGACGGGAAGACGAAAAGAAAGAAAGAGCAGUUGAAAAUGAAAUUCAUAUCAACAAAGCAUUUGAUGAUCCAAGACCAUGGACUCACCUCUAAGCUAGAAAUAUUAGUACAACCUAAAUGCUAUAAGAGUGUAGUUUCAAAUUAAUUCCAACAUUCAGCUUACCGUCUAAUAUGUCUUCAAAUGAAAUUUAUAUACACUAUUUCAGUUUCCAAAGGCACUUGUUGUAUUCGCUUAAGAAUGUAAAUGUAUGCAUUUGUGCAAGCUUAAUCAUUUAUAAGUGACACUGGUUACCGAUAUGGGAGACUCCUCCAGAACUUGGUUACCCAUAUGGGAGACUCCUCCAGAACUGUUGAUGAUUUCUAAUGAGAAGUGCAAUUUACAUAAGAUUCUCGAAAUGUUCUUUAGCGUGCCAGGUCUAACAAAGCCAGACACAUAACUUAUCUCGAUGACAUGUUAGUUCUGAAGCGGGGAUCGAACUUACGAUACAAUCUGGGUUACCCAAAAAUACCCCCAUCAAUUACGUGCCAUAAAAGUGAAUAACAUAUAAUAUUACGUAUGCAAAUGAAAGCUUAAAAAUAUAUUUGAACCUGUU
This is a messenger RNA of Mercenaria mercenaria, 2258 nucleotides long. RefSeq names its product organic cation transporter protein-like. The record is from RefSeq and is a predicted model, not a curated record. Gene Ontology annotation, cellular component: membrane. Gene Ontology annotation, biological process: transmembrane transport. Gene Ontology annotation, molecular function: transmembrane transporter activity. Bases 100 to 1758 code for a protein of 552 amino acids. NCBI's taxonomy places the organism in Eukaryota, Metazoa, Mollusca, Bivalvia, Venerida, Veneridae. The transcript is spliced from 10 exons.